UGGUAUAUUCUACAAGCUGACAGCCUGAAACUUGACCACCGCAUCUCUUCAACUUCUUUCUCCUUGGCGCCAUUUCAUGACUCGACCGUUAAACAUUCAAUAAGCCAAGUUCCAAUGACAUACAAAACAGCUUACCACCUCUCGAUUCUACUAAGAAACUGCGCCAAUCACUCUUUAAUCUAUCAAGUCAAACAAAUCAAUGCCCAAAUCGUUUUAAGUAACUACCUCAGCAACGUUACCCUUCAAACUGAUCUCUUGUUAGCCUACUCGAAAUCUGGGUUUCUUCAAGAAGCUCGUAAAGUGUUUGAUAGAAUGCCUGAAAGAAACAUGCAUUCGUGGAAUAUUAUGAUGUCAUCGUAUGCGCAUAAUUAUUGUUACUCUGAUGCUGUUUGUAUCUUUGAUGAAUUUUUGAAAAUGGGUUUUCGACCGGAUCACUAUACGUUGCCUCCACUGUUCAAGGCAGUAGCUGGAGUGGGAGAUUGUUAUUUGGGAUUUGUGCUUCAUGGUUGGGUGAUUAGACUUGGUUUUGAGGGAUAUGUUGUUGUGGGAAGUUCUGUUCUGGAUUUUUACUUGAAAGGUGGGAAAUUGGUUGAGGCGAAGCGAGUGUUUUCUAAUAUGUUGUGGAGGGAUUGUGGUGUUUGGAAUUUGAUGAUUUCUGGAUUUGGGAGGGCAGGGUUUUAUGUGGAGGCUUUGAAUUUGGCUAGGAAUAUGGUUGAGGAAGGGGUAAAGUUGGAUGCUUUGGUGGUACCGAGUAUUUUGAAUGCUUGUGGAGGGGAAGGUGACUUGAUGAAAGGGAAGGAAAUUCAUGGGCGAGUAGUGAAGAGUACUUUGUUCAAUGUGGAUGUUGUGAUUAGUAACUCGUUGAUUGAUAUGUAUGCCAGGUGUGGGUGCUUGAAUGAUUCAGAAAAGGUUUUCAGGAACAUGCGCAGUUUGAAUGUUGUUACAUGGACCACAAUGAUAUCCUGUUAUGGGGUUCAUGGGAGAGCAGAGGAAUCUCUGGAAGUUUUUAAGAAAAUGAAAGGUUUUGGACUUAAACCUAACCCUGUCACACUAACUGCAGUUUUGGCUAGUUGCAGCCAUUCAGGUCUAAUUGAUGAAGGCCGGAGGAUCUUUUAUUCAAUGCAAUCACAUUAUGGGUUUGAACCCAGUGUAGAGCACUAUGCUUGUAUGGUGGACCUCUUAGGUCGUUUUGGCUAUCUCGAGGAAGCACUUGGAUUAGUACAGAGAAUGAAGUUAGAAGCAACUGCGAGUGUCUGGGGUGCGCUACUGGGUGGUUGUGUGAUGCACCAGAAUGUCAAUAUUGGUGAAAUAGCAGCUCAUAGUCUUUUUGAACUGGAACCAAGUAACCCCGGAAACUAUAUAGCCUUGUGUUAUAUUUACAAAUCUCAUGGUAUUUCAGAUGGUAUAAAAAUAACCAGGGCAAAGAUGAGAGAAUUGGGUUUGGCUAAAACUCCUGGUUGUAGCUGGAUAACAAUAGCAGGAACAGUACACAAAUUCUACCAAGGAUGUCAUUCUCAUCCAUUGACAAAAGUGACGUGUGAAAUUUUAGAUAGAAUGAUCAAGUUGCUAAUGUUGCCUGGUGAUUUUGAACUAGAAAUCCAUGUUAUUAAUAUUUCAUCAUGCUCCCUUUCAUAAAAUUUUGUAAUAUCACACUCACUGGAUGAUUUAUUGUACCACAGGCAUUGCAGUUGAUCAGGUCAUUUGUUUUUCUUUCCUUGUUCAGACAUAUGGCAUGGUAUGACUAGCUUAGAAGGAAAAGCUUGGACUACCCUGUCCUUGAAAUCUAAAUACAUUUUGGCUUCGCAUCUUAACUGACAACUGUUCAUUGCUUGUUGAGUGCAAUUAAACGGACCUUGUGCUCGAGAUGCUGCUGAUUGGACCGAGAAGAGGGUGUUGCUAUAUCAGAAUCCAGGAGAUGAUCAUGUGCCAAUUUAAUGUGCGAACCUUUAGCCAGUUUUUCAUUUUUCUUAAUCUCCUCCACAAGAUGCACAUCCUCUUCAAUGUUUAGUACUGUGAUUUUCUCACCAUGUGGGCCUGGAAUAAUGGCUUCCUGGACUUUAGCAUGCUCAUCAAACUCUAAGAUUUCAGUUUUCUGAACCGUUUUCUUCUUUCUCUUCUUAAUGAAGCAACAGAGAGCAACAGAGAGGAAUGCAAGAAAGAAUAUGCCACCAAGUGAGACAAAGACAACAAUUAUAACAGUUGAAUGAUGUCCUGGUGUUGGCGGUGGAGGUGGAAUAACAUGAGAGGGUGCAGGUGGAAUAAUAUGAGGUGGUGAUGGUGGCGGAUGAAAUGGAUGAUUGGGUGGUGUUACUGGCACUGGGAACGGGGAUGGUGGAGUAAUUGGAUGAUGUGGUGGAGGAACUUUUGGAGGGGAGGGUUUAAUGUGUGGUGGCGGAGGAUUAUGGGGUGGGGACCCUUUUGGAGGGGAUGGAUAAUUAUGAGGUGGGACAACUUUUGGAGGGGAGGGUAUAAUGUGUGGUGGCGGAGGAUUAUGGGGUGGGGACCCUUUUGGAGGGGAUGGAUAAUUAUGAGGUGGGACAACUUUUGGAGGGGAGGGUAUAAUGUGUGGUGGCGGAGGAUUAUGGGGUGGGGACCCUUUUGGAGGGGAUGGAUAAUUAUGAGGUGGGACAACUUUUGGAGGGGAGGGUAUAAUGUGUGGUGGCGGAGGAUUAUGGGGUGGGGACCCUUUUGGAGGGGAUGGAUAAUUAUGAGGUGACACGACUUUUGGAGGGGAUGGAGGAUUAUGUGGUGGUGGUCGAGGAAAAUAUGGGAAGUUGUAGUCAUAGUUAUCAAGGGGAGCCAUUUCAAUAUGGGAAAGAGAUGGAAGCUGACAGAUUAUGUUUUGCUGCUGCUGAGAUACGAAUAUUAUGAGUUCUGCUUUUGCCUAUUUAUACUAUCGACUCUCGAGAAGAGUUUUCAGUUGUUAAAUGUUUUGCAUGCUUCUAAGCUUUGAGUAACUUUGCUCACAUGCUAAGUUUGACAAGGUGUUGUCAUUGAUUGCAUUAAAAAACACUUCUUUUGUUUUUCUGAUUAUUUGAGAGGUGUCCUUUCUACAUCUCAUGAUAGGAAUAUCAAUGGAGUAGAUUAAACAAAGACUGUGAACCCUACAUUGUGCAAUCAUGUCGAAUUCCUUAAACGCUGGGCACUGGACUGUGGAGGGAAUGAAGGCAUAGAGGUGGCUUCCAAUCUCAUGAGGUCGGUUAAAUUGUUUUCGACAGUAGCUUACAUGGUAAAGGCAGGUGAAAUACGAAAAUGAGAUACAGUUUACCCAGUUUAUAAAGUCUUUUAGUGUGUUAUUGGUA
This is a messenger RNA of Populus euphratica (Euphrates poplar), 3302 nucleotides long. RefSeq names its product pentatricopeptide repeat-containing protein At3g24000, mitochondrial-like. The record is from RefSeq and is a predicted model, not a curated record. Lineage: Eukaryota; Viridiplantae; Streptophyta; Magnoliopsida; Malpighiales; Salicaceae. Bases 115 to 1635 code for a protein of 506 amino acids. Gene Ontology annotation, molecular function: protein binding; RNA binding. The transcript is spliced from 3 exons. Gene Ontology annotation, biological process: RNA modification.